Daucus carota subsp. sativus is the source of this 1731-nucleotide messenger RNA. RefSeq names its product DELLA protein RGL1. Gene Ontology annotation, molecular function: sequence-specific DNA binding; DNA-binding transcription factor activity. The coding region runs from base 83 to 1513 and encodes 476 amino acids. Gene Ontology annotation, biological process: regulation of DNA-templated transcription. NCBI's taxonomy places the organism in Eukaryota, Viridiplantae, Streptophyta, Magnoliopsida, Apiales, Apiaceae. Gene Ontology annotation, cellular component: nucleus. The record is from RefSeq and is a predicted model, not a curated record. The transcript has 2 exons.
UGAAUAUGAUUGCAGUAUAAAUAUUAAAGAGAUAGUAGGAGGAAAACAAUAACAUAUUAAUUAUUUUUACAGAUCCUUAGACAUGGAUGCGACGAAUGAAUCAUCUUCCUUAGGAUCAUUGGAGCUUUUGAGCACAUUUGGAUGCAGAUUGAAGCGUUUAAGAGUGGAGCAGGGAAAUGACACAAGCAACAAUGCAGUAAGUGGUCCUAAUCGUAAGGAUUUAUCCACAAGUGACAUCGUAAAGGUAGCAAUGGACAAGUUUAGAGGAUUAACUGCACAGAGCUGCAGUGAUCCCUGCAUGCUUGUCCAUUCCUCUAAUGGAUAUUCUGGACUUUACAGUGAGAUUGAUGAUGAUGUUGAAUCUGUAUUGUUUCUUCUAUCAUCUGCUGACAAGGUUGCUAAUGAACAAUUUAGUCGUGCAAGAAAGUUGCUAAGCAUGUGUAGUCACUUGGCUUCUCAUACAGGUAAUCCAGUUCAAAGACUUGUUUACUAUUUUGCUCAAGCUCUCAAGGAGAGAAUUGAUAGAAAGAUAGGAAUAAUUUCAUCAGAGGGACGAGAAGAUUGCAAGAGAUGGCUUUUGAAUUUGGAUGAAGCCAUAAUCAGUUUUAAGCCUCCGUUACUUGCAUAUGGAAUAGCAAUUCCCUCAUGCCUAGCUUAUAAGUCUGCAGGAAUACAAGCUAUCUUGGAUCCCAUGGCCACUGCAACAAGGAUUCAUUUGAUUGAUCUUGGAAUCAGAAAUGGCAUGCACUGGCCUUUUCUGAUGCAAGCUCUUGCAGUUCGACAUGAAUGCCCUCUUGAAACUCUUACAAUUACUGCACUUGUUACAUCGUCAGAGGUAAUGAUCAUGGAAACUGGCAAGAGGCUGUCGCAGUUUGCUUCCACCCUAGGGCUGCCUUUUUCUUUCAAAGCAGUACUAGUGUCGGAUAUGAAUGAUCUGAAAGAGGAUUCUUUCAAGAUAGAAUCAGGGGAAAGAAUUGGCAUCUAUUCUUCAUUUAUUUUGAGGAAUUACGUUGGACAACAUGAACAAUUUGAAAAUUUAAUGAGAAUAAUUAAAAACCUGCAUCCCACUGUAAUGGUUAUGGUUGAGCAAGAAGCUGAUACAAAGUCACCAGAAUUUAUGGACCGUUUCACUGGAGGGCUUAUUCACUACAGUGCUAUGUUUGAUUCUCUUGACAUUUGCUUUGAUGGCUCCCAUCCUCAAAGAAUGCCUUUGGAAGAAGACUACUUUGGUGCAGGAAUCCGACAAAUUGUCACGUUUGAUGUUGAGGAAAGAGCUUCUCUGGAUAUGAAGAUUAAAGAUUGGAGGGCUCUGCUGAAUAGCUUUAAUAUUGUGGAGAAAGAUCUUAGCUCCUCCGCUCUAUAUCAAGCAAACAUUGUUAUAGAGAACUCUGAGCUCAGCAGUCUUUGCACACUGAGUAUGGAUGGAAAAUGCUUACUUUCUGGGUGGAGAGGCACACCAAUUUUCUCGCUUUCUGUUUGGAAGUUUAUCCCAGAUAUACCGAAACUUUGCUAACAAUGCAGCUGGUGGUUCCUAAUAGAAUAUCAGCUUUGUCAUGUACCAUCAGAAGAAGCUGGUGUAUUUCAGUAAACGCAUCUUUCAUUUAUCUUGUGGAAGCUUGGAACACUAAAGCUUAAAUUUUCACCCGGAAGAAGGUGUUCUUAUGCAUUUGUCAUCAUACAUAUAGGCCAAAAGGCAGAAUAUAAAGACGAAAGGAUGCUUGUUGCAGAAGU